Molecule: messenger RNA, 3189 nt
Organism: Pseudogymnoascus destructans
Lineage: Eukaryota; Fungi; Ascomycota; Leotiomycetes; Thelebolales; Thelebolaceae
Exons: 7
Coding region: 1-3189 (1062 amino acids)
Cellular component (GO): cytosol
Molecular function (GO): flavin adenine dinucleotide binding; iron ion binding; heme binding
Source: RefSeq, a predicted model, not a curated record
AUGUCAGAGUCAAUUCCCGGCCCGCCGCCAUUGCCAAUUGUUGGCAAUGCCCAUAACCUCGACCUUGUGAAUAGUUUCACUACCUUUAGAAACCUCGCGGAUACAUAUGGCCCCAUUUUCAAGCUUACCAUUGGUGGUUUCGAGAAGAUAUUUAUCACAACUCAUGCCUUGAUGGAUGAGGUUUGCGAUGAAAAGCGUUUUACCAAGCUAGUGUCAGGAAGUUUAGCCCAGAUUCGAAAUGGCGUCAAAGAUGGACUCUUCACAGCUCACCCCGGGGAGCACAAUUGGGAAAUUGCCCAUCGUGUCCUACUGCCGGCAUUUGGCCCAAUCUCCAUCCGGAGCAUGUAUGAUGAGAUGCAUGACAUUGCAUCGCAGUUGGUGAUCAAAUGGGCACGAUUUGGUUCCAAUGAGAAGAUUCAUGUGACAGACGACUUUACAAAAUUAACCCUCGACUCGAUCGCGCUCUGCGCUAUGGGGACUAGAUUCAACUCCUUCUACCAUGAAGAGAUGCAUCCAUUUGUCAAUGCUAUGGUUGGGUUCUUAGCGGAAUCUGGAGCCCGGGCAAACCGACCAGCCGUCAUGCAGUAUUUCAUGCGCUCAGCUCAGCAAAAGUAUGAUGCUGACAUUGCCCUUUUAAAGAAAGUGGCAGGAGAAGUGGUUGCCGAACGUAGAGCACAUCCCAGCGACAAAAAAGACUUACUAAAUGCCAUGUUAAAAGGGAAAGAUGUCAAAACUGGGGAAGAAAUGACAGAAGAGAGUAUACUAAACAACAUGAUUACUUUUCUGAUUGCCGGUCACGAGACUACCAGCGGUCUUCUAUCAUUUUUGUUCUAUAAUCUCAUCAAACACCCGUCAGCGUACCAGGCUGCACAGCGCCAAGUAGAUGAAGUCGUUGGCCGUGGCCCAAUCACUGUGGACCACAUGUCGAAGUUCCCUUAUAUAGAGGCAUGCAUGCGGGAAACGCUCAGACUCACACCGUCUGCAAUUGCCUACCAAAUGCAGGCUCGGCCAGAGAGCACAGAGGAUCCUAUCUGCUUGGGUGGUGGGAAGUAUGAAAUCAAAAAGGGCCAAGGAAUUAUUUGCGUUAUUCCACAGGUUCAACGAGACCCAGCGGUCUAUGGGGAUGAUGCAGAUUUCUUCAAACCGGAAAGAAUGCUGGGUGAUGCAUUUGCCAAACUUCCCAGGAAUGCUUGGAAGCCUUUCGGGAAUGGCGUGCGUGGAUGUAUUGGAAGGCCAUUUGCAUGGCAAGAGACCAUUCUCACCACAGUCAUGCUUCUUCAGCAUUUCAACUUCCGUUUCGAUGAUGCAAGCUACCAGCUACAGAUAAAGCAGACCCUCACCAUCAAACCAAAAGAUUUCUUUAUGCGUGCGACUCUGAGGCACGACCUCGAUCCUAUUCAGCUCGAGAAAAACCUUCACGUGGACUUGUCAGCGGAAUCGAAGAAAGAGAAAGACAGGAAAGCCAUUGUUUCUUCGGCUGGAACUGCGAAGAAAAGCCUGACAAUCUUGUACGGUUCAAAUGCCGGGACAUGCGAAGCAUUGGCGCAGAAUUUGGCAAGAGUCGCGUCUAGCCACGGCUACCGUGCUCAGGUCGAUCCUCUAGAUGCAGGUGUUGACAAAAUAUCCAAAAAGCAUCCCGUGGUCCUGAUUUGCUCCAGUUAUGAAGGGCAGCCUCCUGAUAAUGCUGCUCAAUUUGUAGAAUGGGUUCAGAACCUUAGCGGCCAUGCAUUGACUGGUGUGAAGUUUGCAGUCUAUGGCUGUGGAAGCCAUGACUGGAACGCUACGUUUCACAAGGUACCUAAACUCCUAGACGCUGAGCUUGAGAGGUCGGGUGCGACAAGAAUUGCAGAUACUGGUCUUGGAGACGUUGCUAAUGGUGACAUAUUCGACGACUUUGAUAAAUGGCAAGAUGAGAAACUCUGGUCCUCCAUUGGAGGCGAAGUAGCCGCUGGAGAAGAAUCUAUCGAAAUCGAAAUCGAUACGGAUGCGCGCAAGUCCACGCUUCGUCAAGAUGUCAAAGAAGCAAUUGUCAUCAGCAACCAGGUUUUGACAGCAGAAGGUGUACCAGAGAAGAGACACAUUGUCCUGAGACUCCCUUCUGGGAUGUCGUAUAACUCCGGAGACUAUCUAGCUGUGCUCCCUAUCAAUGACCAGAAGAAUAUCCGACGAGUCCUGAAGCGCUAUAGCCUACCUUGGGACGCUGUGCUCACCAUCAAGGUUGGUGCAAACACAACAUUGCCAACGGGCCAUCCGGUUUCAGCAAUGGGCGUGCUAGGUGCAUAUGUAGAACUGAGCCAACCGGCAACACGAAAGAAUAUCGCACGAAUUGCCGCUACCAUUCCAGACGAGAAAACCCGGGAGAAAGUGCUUUCUCUUGCUGGAAAAGACUUUGAUGAUGAGAUUUCGAAGAAGCGCCGCUCCCCUCUAGAUCUGCUUGAAGAAUAUCCAUCGGCCGAGCUGCUCUUAGGCGACUUCCUUGCGAUGCUGCCACCCAUGCGCAUCCGUCAGUAUUCGAUAUCUUCGACUCCCUUGGCGGACCCGACAACAGCAUCCCUGACCUGGUCUGUGCUAGAUGCGCCAUCCAAAAUCACUGGGUCGAAACGAUUUCUUGGCGUGGCAUCAAACUAUCUGUCCAAUGUUGGAGAAGGUGAUAGGAUUCACGUUACGGUGAAGGAAAGCCAUAGCAACUUUCACCCUCCUCGGGACAUUGCGAACACUCCUGUCAUAAUGCUCUGCGCUGGAACAGGUCUUGCCCCCUUCCGUGGAUUCAUUCAAGAAAGAGCAAUUCAAUUUCAAGCCGGACGAAAGAUUGCGCCGGCAUACCUCUUUAUUGGUUGUACGCAUCCUGAAAAGGAUGCGCUCUUCAAGGAUGAGCUUCAACAGUGGACGACGGACGGAAUUGUCAAAGUGUUCUACGCAUUUUCCACGGCAACGGAGGAGAGCAAGGGCUGCCGACAUGUGCAGGAUAGGCUCUGGGAGGAGAGAGAUGAGAUGGCGAAAGUCUUCAACAAUGGCGCAAAGUUGUUUGUCUGCGGGUCCAGAAUGGUCGGGGAGGGUGUCGCUGCCAUGACAAAAAAAAUAUUCCAGACUCAUUACGACACCAUUGGCAAGCCGAAGACGGACGAGGAGGUUGAGAGCUGGUUCCAGGAUAUGAAAAGCGAUCGCUAUUCUUCUGACGUCUUUGCAUAG